Molecule: messenger RNA, 2103 nt
Organism: Biomphalaria glabrata
Lineage: Eukaryota; Metazoa; Mollusca; Gastropoda; Planorbidae
Product: p53 apoptosis effector related to PMP-22-like
Exons: 5
Coding region: 135-713 (192 amino acids)
Biological process (GO): cell-cell adhesion
Cellular component (GO): membrane; cell-cell junction
Source: RefSeq, a predicted model, not a curated record
ACUUCCGUCGAGAAUAAUGAGACUCAGUAUCUAGGCUAGACAUUAAAGUGACAAUUAAUCUAGAUCUGUCUCUUGAAAUUGAUUUAGAUCUAUUAUUUAUUUCUGUAAAUGACCUGACAUAGUACAAUUCUUCAAUGGGGGAGUUUCAAAGAAUACGGCCAUUUAAGAUUCUCUCUGUGGUCAUGGUUACUAUUGCAGUAGUUCUGACCGUUGUGUCACUGGCUGGGCCAGAUUGGGUAACUGCAUCCUUUUAUGAAGGAGAUGUCAAGUCUUGGGGCCUCUGGUGGGACUGCUUAAAAGUACAUACAUCCUUUGAGAUGUGUCUCAGUGCAGAUUGGCUAGCUGGAUGUGCUGCUCUGGUGUUUCUGUCUCUUAUAGCUGAUGUUAUCGGAGCAGCACUUGGCAUUUGGGGACUGAUAUCAAAGAGGCGCAUGCCUUACAUUUUCGCUGGGACAGUUUGUAUUAUUUCUUGUGUCUGCAUGAUCGUUAGUCUUAUCAUCUACCCAGUUAUGUUCACCAAUGAGGUAACAAGCAAUGCGGAUUACAAUGCAGAGACUUCUGACUUUGAGUUCUCCUGGACAUUCGGAGUUGCCUGUGGCACAGUCUUUUUUCUUAUGGGAGCAGCCAUAUUCUUUUUCAUCAGAGUCACUGAAGAGGAAGAUGCCCAGCCUAUGAAAUCUGUUCAAGAUAAGUCUUAUUACAGUGUCAACUAAAUCCUAUAUGUGCAAAAGGAACCUGAUAUUAUUAAGUUAAUAACUUAAUCUGUGGAAUACAGAUUAGAAAUAGUCUACAAAUAGAGUAUUACUUGUUGUUUACAAUCAUGUCUUGUUAUUGUUAUUAUAUGUUUUAUUAAUAUUCUUGCUAUGAUAAGUUUUUAUUUAAAAGAUGUAAACAAAUCAUACCAAGCACAGUCUCAACAAGUUUUUGUUUUUCUAAUGAAAAGAUGUAAAAAAAUAAAAUUGAUGUUCAAUUUUCUUUGACCUUUAGAUAUUGUAAACUUUUAUAAGAAACUAGAUGUUUUCAUUGGAAGUUGAUAUUCAUUGAAGAAAUGUUUGUUUAAACAGCCUGACACCAAAAUUGUUUUAUCUAUAUAAUAAAUGUUAUUUAUUGGACACUAUAGCUGCUAAGAUCACUUUUGCACCAGUCUAUUACAGGAAAAGCAUCAUUGGUUUUAUUUAUCUUUGGUAAUUUUUUUUAUCAUAUUGUCCAUUAUUUAUGCUGAGUCUCAUUUACUUUUGUUGUAUUUUUUUUUAGUAUCAGUAUGUAGAUAUCCCUUUAGUUACGUCUUACGUGCCAACUUAAGCUUAUAAAAACAAAUCUGCUCAGAAUUAUAAGCACUAAUUUGAACAUAUAUAUGGGAUGUGCCCAGGUGAGUCACUGGCUUUGGUUUCAUCUUGAGAUGGGGCAUAAUCUGCAGUGACUGAUCAAGCCAGUUCUGGAGCGGCAGAGUUUGCCAUGGUUCGUGCAUCUGCCCUAGGGCUAGCUGAACGUAUAUAAAAACAUAUUUAAGCCAGGCAGUCCCAUGUUCUGUUACAACUUACACUGAUAAUUGAUAUCACUCCUAUAUUCUGAUAACUAUUUCUUUAAGAAGAGCAGUGUUUAUAACUAUGAUAGAAACAUUGAGGAUAUAUAGCAAGUUGUAGCACACAUGCAAACAUAAAGAGUUCGUCUUCUUCAAAGCAGCUUUUUACUUCUGAGCUCAUUUGUGGUUUAGGCCUUGGAAAAGUAGCAUGAUGUUCUGCCAUACAGAUUGUUGGUUAUGCUGGGCUAAUAAGGCAAUAGAUUCUGUCUUAGUUGAAGUAAUUAAGUUGAGACACUCUAAUAGCAUUCAGAAUUUUUCAUCUUUAUUUCUUUAAAGUUGAUUAAGAUCUGCUACUAAAUUGUCAUGUCAUUGGUAUUGACAAAGGGUUGUUUUAGAUCUGUCAUUAUCACUCUGGUGCCAACAUGGUUUAUAUUCUCUAAAACCUAUUUUGUUUCAAGACUGGAAUUAGAUAGAAAAGACAAUGCAGAAGGAAUUAAAAAAUAAGACAUGUAGUAAUGGCAUUUAAACCUUUAAUGUCACACUGGAGGUGCAUAUCUUCCAAACUGAUUUAAUGGAAGUGU